UGAACUACUGAGCGGGAGGCUAUCUUAACAACAAUGGCUCCACGUUGCUCGACUUCGACCACCGACUUUCUUCCGACUCCUCAGGAAUUGAGUUUUUAAAAUGGAAAUCAAUUGCCCAGAGAGUAUUGAAGAAGGCCGUGAGGAAACAAUUCCUUGCAUGAAGUACAAGGUCGAGGACCUGGAUUUGGAUAACACGAAUCUCUUCGACUUCGUUCUUGGAUACGAAACAGGGCUCUCUUCAUCUGACAUUUUUGUAGAAGAAGUUGGCAUUGACCUAUUCAACGCAGUCGUUGAGGCGGGUUUUCCGGGAAUGUACGAUGAAGUUGAGAAAUCCGAACUAGAAGAUGUAAAAUCAGUACUACACCCUGAAGAACCAAGUAUUCAAGAAAAUAUGCCUGUAGAAUCAAAUAUGCAAGCUGUGGAGGCAAGAAAGGAGUCACAAAACAAACAAAAGCCUCCAGCAGCUGUAGAUCUACCCCCGGAACCUUUUAAAAUGAUGCGUCAAAACCAAAGUAAAAUACGGAAACAACGAAAAAAUGUGUGCAAGAUUUGUCAACAAGCUCUGAAAUCGACCAAGCUACUGCAACUCCAUUUGGUACGAAAACAUGGCGUCAGAGUUACCCCUAAGGUCAUUCAGAACGCGGGAGGCGGUGGUGUCUUCACACCGAAAGGAAAUGUCUGUAAGGAUUGCGAGAAGGGAUUCAAACGCAAGAACGAGUCCAUUGCACACAGCGCUCUUGCUUCAAGGAUUAAAUGCAUCUUCUGCUCUGACGAUUUCCCCUGCGUGGGCGCCUGGACAAAACACUGUUAUACGCAUUUGGCAAAAUGUGACAAUUUGUUCUGCACCUUGUGCGAUUCUCAAUUGAGUAGCCGAUACAAUUUGAUGUGUCACUACACUACGCACAUUCUCAAUUUAGUGUAUAGAUGUCCCUUUUGCAGAGACAGGCGUGGUAACAUAACUAGUUAUCGAACACUUAAAGGAAUAACUGCUCACUUAAUGAAGCACGAUGAGAACAUGCUCAAUGAGUACAACGUUGGUUGAAACCCCAAUUGCUAACGUACAAACUAAUUAAGCGUUAGUUAGUGUCUCGUUUCAUAGACUUUCGAUGCAUACAUGCCUGCAUUUCUACUGGUUUGAUGUGCAUGUGAAUUUCCCCAAAUUUUAUUGUUUUAAUUGAGUACUUUAUUCUAUGUAAUGACAAUUCUGUCUUGUCUAAUUUGUUCAUGUUAUUGAAAUAUUCAGGCAAGAUGUUGUCAAUGUUAUGUAGGUAUGCAUAUUGCAUGAAUGAUGGACGUAUUUAAUUUGACAAGCAUGCAGUUUAAAAGAAUGUUUGUUAGCACAAAAUUUAAUGUAAACCGUCUCAAGUUUAAUCAACAUCAAAUGAUUUAACUGGUGUAACUCUCUGGCUGUCUUGUUAAGUUUACUCGUAUAAGUUAUAAAGUAAACCUUGUUAAGUAUUGUAUUUGGUUUAAUGUUGUUGUGCAUUGUAGGAGUUUGCUGUUGUUAAUAAUAAUGACAGGUGAGGGAACAGUUCUUCUGACAUGUCCAAGUCUGACAGCUUUGUCACAGCAGGGGCCCUUUUCCAUCAUUCUAAACCGUUUGGCUAUCCAUUACUUUUAAUUACUACGACUUACCUGAGCAGUCCCUUCUGUUCUUAUGUUUGCCAUUUACUGCCACAUUCGCGUUUAAUUAAUUUUUCCCUGCUUGUUCUCUGCUAAACCUUCCCUUCUUGUUGCUGCUGCUGCUGCUCUUACAAAGUGGUCUAGUUUUACUUUACAUGCACAAUUUGUAUGCAUACCUGAUAUUUUGUGAGCAAUUUACCGAGUUAACAACUUAAAAUAAUUGAUCUUUCUUUUAUAAUUUAAGCUUAGCAAAACUUGUUACCAUUUAAAAUAGGAAUCGUGAUAUUGUUUUAUAAUAAUGUUUUGUAUGUUGCAUUUUGAAAUGAUGGAGUAACUUUUUAACCUGUAAACAAUUUUUAGUCCUGUCCUGACUCAAGUCAUUACUUAUUUAUUGACGAAACAGAAUCUCCCUAAAGUGUGUUGUGACAUGUGUUGUGUGAUAGCGAAGCUAGAUUUAAAAUAUUUUAUACUAUUAACAAAUAUUUAUAAUAUGACUUACUGUUUGAAUGAAUCGUAGUUCAUGGUUUACAUAGUUUGUAAUAAUUCUUGUGUUGCCUGCAAUGAUGAUAUUGUUCACCUAAAUCGAACGGAAAUAAAUUGUCUACAAGUCAAGUGUAA
Folsomia candida is the source of this 2241-nucleotide messenger RNA. RefSeq names its product zinc finger protein 639-like. NCBI's taxonomy places the organism in Eukaryota, Metazoa, Arthropoda, Collembola, Entomobryomorpha, Isotomidae. Gene Ontology annotation, biological process: regulation of transcription by RNA polymerase II. The transcript has 3 exons. Bases 101 to 1042 code for a protein of 313 amino acids. The record is from RefSeq and is a predicted model, not a curated record. Gene Ontology annotation, molecular function: RNA polymerase II cis-regulatory region sequence-specific DNA binding; DNA-binding transcription factor activity.